This is a messenger RNA of Linnemannia hyalina, 1131 nucleotides long. Lineage: Eukaryota; Fungi; Mortierellomycota; Mortierellomycetes; Mortierellales; Mortierellaceae. The record is from the annotation of a GenBank genome assembly.
AUGCCAACCCUUCCAAAAGCCAUCGACCCGGCCCUCCUCCUAGCCUACCUCUCCUCAAAGCAUCCUCAAGACAGUCAGUUCCUCCAAAUCUUCCAUAGUCUUCACCCUGCCAUCUCCACUGCCAACUCCAAUGAGUACCCCCUGCGACUCUACAUUGUCCAACAACCCGCGCCCGCCAAGCACCGUCGCUCCUACGUCGAGAUCAAGGACCUUCGCGCACUCUGUGGUCGUGAUCCUGCGACCGAUCUUGCGGUUUCUGUCUCUGAUGCCGCAGGUGCUGCUGCCCCAGGAGGUGAGGAGGGCGCCGCCAUGUCGGAUUUGAAGGACUCGGUACUGGUGAUGAGACGCAUCCUUGAGGCUCCGGUCUUGACGGCGGAGACGUUGGCGUGUUUGCCCGGGUCUGAUGGGUCCACUGCCGGGAGUGGGAGUGAUAGUAUGAGAGGGGAUGGAUCCAGCAAUGCUGGUGAUGAUACCAGCUCUUCUCUGGCCGAUGAUGAUAUGGCCGGUGGCAAUGGUUGCAGUGGUGGAGGAAUGGAGCUUUCAAAGAUGUUCUUAGAUGCGGAUCAUGUCGCGUCUUGGAUGUCCAACAGCGCCUCUGCCUAUAUUGAUAUGUGUAUGUCGAUGGGCAUUUCGGAUGGAUCAGACUCCGCGCCGCCUCCACCCUCGUCCACCAACACACCAGCCCAAUUGGUCCCCGAACAAGUCGACUACCAAUCCGACGGUGCCGCCGGCGACAUUUAUGACGACGAGGAUGAAGAUCCCACCAAUGACGAUACCCGUGAAGGAAAACGCGCCCGCCACUCCACAAACACCAUCAACCCGCACCAAGCUCUCCCCCCUUUCUUCCGUCCGCUCAUAAAAGACGGUAAAGUCCAGUUCGAGAUCUGGGUCGUCGCCUUCCUCAAGCCUCAGCUCCUCGCAGACCUUCCACCCAAGCCUUGUAUCGGAGGUGGGCCUCAUAUGCAGAGCAGUUCGCAGUGGACUGAGCGAGUGAACGAGUUGUUGGAUUCAACAGAGUUGCAGAGGUUUGUGACGAGCGAGGUUGCGGGGGGCCGGAUUGGGGUUGACUUCAAGAAGAUCAUGGCGGAAAAGAAGGAUGGAAGAAAGUCGACUCGUACUGUUAUCCGCUAA